AUAAAGCCCUUCGAAGAUAAGAGAAUGAGAAAAACGGAUUUCAUCAAUUUCAUACAAAAGCCAGACUCACUAAGCUGCAUCGUUCAAGAACAUCGUGCGAUGGUACCUGAGCAGGAAGAUGGGGCAUCAAAUUCUUCGAAUCAAGCCGUAAAUAAGGCGCAAAACGACAAUAAUCUCCUACCAAUCGUACAUUUGCUUUGCAGCCGAGUGAAUCUCCUUACUAAAGAGAAGGUUUUGAGUGCAAGGUUUGUUGACGGAUAUAAACAUAAGCGGAAGUACAUCGUCACUACGAACUCGUGUGAAAAUGACACUGACAAAUAUUUACAACUGGUGUGGGAUAAGAAUGUUCAAAUCGUAGUUAUGACAUCUCCAUUCGCGGAGAAGGAUAAUUUUAACCGAUUCUGGAGUGUAAAUGAAGGUACUGUAAUAGCCUGUAACAACUUUCAGAUAGAGACUUUAGAAAUUAUUACAAACCCCCAUUUUGUGUUAACCUUGUUGGUUCUCACUGAUCAAAAAGGUCAUCUACGCAAGCUAUCACAUUUUCAGUAUACUGCUUGGCCAGCUGACAAUUUUUCCCAUGACCCAAAGGCCUUCUUAGAUUUCUUUUUUAAUAUUAACAACCUGUACGCUGAUUUAAAAAAACAUGAGACCGUCAAAAAUCUUGGUCCCAUAAUUGUGGAUUGCAUUAGCAAUAAUAGUAGCUCAGAGGUAUUUUGUGUACUCGAUAUAUGUGUUACAGAGCUUGAAAAGACUGGACGGCUAUCUAUUCCAAAUGCUGUUAAGAAAGUUAGACAGCAAAAAUGUGGUUUUAUGAAUCGAUUAAGUGACUACGUCUUCUGUUAUUAUCUAAUUCAUGCCUAUCUCUCAAUGCAAUUUGAUACAGUUAACGUGUGUUGAAGGCAUAGCCCAUUGUUUAUGAUUUUGUUAUCUUGUAUCUGAUUAGAAAUACUUAGUGUAUUUCGACGUUCCAAGCCUAAUUGCUAGGGGAAGGACACUUUAUUUAGGAAAAUAUCAUCAGGUAUUUAACCAAAGAAUUAGUAUCUGAAAGACCGAAGGAUAAAGCCAAGUUUUCUUAAAUAUUUUCUCAAUGUCAACGAGUUAUUUAUUCCAGGCUAAUGUUGUCUGUUAAUUUCAAAUUUCAGGCACAUGUUUAUUAUUUUUGGCUCUAUACUUAUACGACAUACUUUAUCAAAUGUUACGUGAAAUAAAUGUAUGUUGUUUUUUAGUUUUUAAAAAUAACUGUGACAAAUGUAAUACGUUUGCAUUCCUAAGAGAAUUUAUGUUAUAUUUUUAAGUACAGAGGUCAAAAAGGUAUUGUAAAUA
Molecule: messenger RNA, 1323 nt
Organism: Microplitis mediator
Lineage: Eukaryota; Metazoa; Arthropoda; Insecta; Hymenoptera; Braconidae
Product: tyrosine-protein phosphatase non-receptor type 9-like
Exons: 1
Biological process (GO): protein dephosphorylation
Molecular function (GO): protein tyrosine phosphatase activity
Source: RefSeq, a predicted model, not a curated record